This is a messenger RNA of Myxocyprinus asiaticus (Chinese sucker), 3127 nucleotides long. RefSeq names its product BCL2/adenovirus E1B 19 kDa protein-interacting protein 3-like. NCBI's taxonomy places the organism in Eukaryota, Metazoa, Chordata, Actinopteri, Cypriniformes, Catostomidae. Gene Ontology annotation, biological process: mitochondrial outer membrane permeabilization; positive regulation of apoptotic process. The record is from RefSeq and is a predicted model, not a curated record. Gene Ontology annotation, cellular component: mitochondrial outer membrane; nucleus; mitochondrial envelope. The transcript is spliced from 5 exons. The coding region runs from base 173 to 706 and encodes 177 amino acids.
UCUGUCUGCAAACAAAAGAUUUCGUCAGUGUUUUUCAGGAGACCGAUAUUAUUGUCCCGUGUUUUUUUCUGAAGGGGCGAGCACCUUUUUUGCUUCUUAAUCUUUUAUUCACGAUCAAACGAAAUAUUGGUCACACUAUAUUUUAGAAGCGUAAAGUAAACUUUGAACAACGAUGUCAACGCAAAAACGUAUAACUCAGGAAGAGAUUCUACAUGACUCAUGGAUUGAGCUUCACUUUGAUUCAUGUAGUGAGCCUAGUGAAGACACACCAGCACUGUGUGAUAUCACAGACCUGGAGAAAAUGCUUCUGGAAGCACAGUGCGAGUCCAGCAGCAGUUCACGGACAAGUUCUCACUGUAGCAGUCCUCGAUGCAUCCAGGAACCUCCACUCAUCAGUGCAGUCUCCUUGAACUCACACACCAAUGCACAGGAGGAAGUUGUAGCAGAGAGCAAACAGGAAACUGAGGCUGUCAUGAGGAUCUGUGACUGGCCCAGCCGGCCGGAGAAUCUCCCACGUGCAGCAUUCAUCAUUAAACGGCCAAAGCGGAACCGAGUGUGCAGCAGAAAUAUGAUCAAAAAUGAUGAAGAAAUUAACACACACUUGCUGAAACUACUACUACCCUCCCUAAUCUUUACACACAUCAUCAUGCUUGGGUUGGGGAUCUGUAUUGGACGACGCCUCUCUGCUCAGUGUUCUGUUAUCUGAGGCAUAGCAUAUGAGUGUGUUGGGAUGCUGUGCGUCAGGAUCUCUCUGGGAUAAUCUCUGUUUAAACUAGAGAACCUGACAAACUAUUGCUGGAAUCCCCAUUGUUGUCCUCCAGGAGAAAUGUAGAACUAUGUAAGAGGACACUAUGAAAAUAUGAUAGAAGUAGAAACUCUCAGCAAUAACGUUUUCUUUGGUUUUCCAGCAGGGACUUUUAUGGCACAGAAUUUGUAUAGAUUAGCCCAGUUUUGUCUGGGGACCAGAUUUCUGAGCCUUAGAUAAGAUAAACCAGGAAGUUUGCCUAAUCGAUUUCAGCCUUUUGCUUUGAGUUAAUUUUAGUCCAUGAGAAAUACUUGAUGUUUUGUUAACAUAUAAACACACAAACAUUGCAUCAUUAUUUUAGUAACCAGGUCGCAUUGUAGUACUCCAUCUGAUCUGCUUUUACAAUAUUUUCAUCAUUUAAAUUGUUUUGUGUUAAGGCAUUGUUCUUAACAUGUAAUGAAAAAUGGAAAUCAGAGCAGUCUAAAUAAUUAAAUCAGCAUAUUCUUAAUAUGAUAUUUCAUGGAAAAUGAAUAAACCAUGCUGCCAAAGUCCAUUUACACACACGCACACAUGCAAAUCUUUUAAACCAGUUUUGCAUCCAUCUAUCUUUUUUUUUUAUGAACAAUUUUGAUAGCACCUCUGUUAGUAAGUGUUAUUAGUUCUGAUAACUGAGUUGAGGAAUCUAGUACCAGAUCAUUAGCUUCAUUUAAGGGCUUUCUCUCAGCAACUACCAGAGGUCUGAGUUUAGGAAUAGUUCUCCAUACAGCAAUUGUAAAUGGGCAUGGGUGCUGUUGAGCUCUAAAAAUGAAAGAAAAAAGCAUCAUAACAUUAAAGUAUAAUAAAGAUAUUAUGGGCUCACUGCAGCUGCAAUCUCCUGGUACAUUUGACUAGACUACAAUUUUUCAGUUAAUAUGAACCUAUGAAUUUUUUUUAUUUUUUUUAAAUGCACGUACAUAGAAGUCAAAUGCAAAAUGUCACAAAUGUUAUACACCAAAUAAAUCAGUAAAUAUGAUGUUCUAAGCAACUUUGAAGAAUACCAUAUUACCAUGGAACCUAUACCAAAACCUUGUUAUCAUGUCUAAAAACAUGGUUAAAUGGCAGUGAUUGUAACCUAUAAUUGUUUAUAUGGCUAUUACUAAAUCAUAAAAAUUCUAUUUUUAUCAAUAUUGUUGUGCAUUACUUUGGAUAUUUUCUGAAGGUGUUGGUAGUUUUUGGUAGUUUGAAAUACCCCCAUCCUCCCCUGGAAUCUACGCCCCUGCUUAUAUAAUAUGUAUUGUGUGAGAUGUAGAAAGUCUGUAACAUCUUUUAUAAAUAUGUCCAUUCCUCCUCCUCCUCCUCCUCCUCCUACUACUACUACUAAUAAUAAUGUGGGGCCUGGGUUGCUCAGCAAGUAAAGAUGCUGACUACCACACCUGGAGUCAUAAGUUUGAAUCCAGGGCAUGCUAAGUGACUCCAGUCAGGCUUCCUAAGCAACCAAUUGGCCCGGUUGCUUGGGUGGGUAGAGUCACGCUGGGUUAACCUCCUCGUGGUCGCUAUAAUUUGGUUCUUGCUCUUGGUGGGGAGCAUGGUGGGUUGUGCGUGGAUGCCGUGGAAAAUAGAGUGAGUAUCCACACGCGCUACAUCUCCGCAGUAAAGGGCUCAACAAGCCAUGUGAUAAGAUGCACGGAUUGACGGUCUCAGAUGUGGAGGCAACUGAGAUUCUUCCUCCGCCACCCGGAUUGAGGCGAGUCACUACGCCACCACGAGGACCUAGAGCACACUGGGAAUUGGGCAUGCCAUAUUGGGUAAUUUUAUUAUAUUUGUGUUUUUUUGUGUGUGUUUUUUUCCACAUUAACCUGGAAUUUAUAUUACAAUUCCUCAUUUUUAUCUCUACUCUCUCAGGCAAUUGUGUUUGAAGGUCAAGGUAAAAAUGCUGAAAUGUGUUGUGUUCUUAUACACAAGACAAUGUGCAGGAAACUUUGAUCCACAUGUCUUGUGUGAAAUGAAAUUAAAAUACACACUGAUAGGCACAAUCACAUGUACACUAAGACAAACACACAAAAUUGUCUAAACAACUGUCUAAAUAAAAACCUCUUAACAAUAGGUUUAAAAGUGUGAUCAGUGUUUAUUUGCUUUCAUUGCUAUGUUUAAUACAUCAUGUCAUUUUACAGUUGACUCAAUGAAAUUUGUGUACCAGUACAGUAUGUCUGUAUGUGUGGAUUUUACAGUCGAUGAUGUAAUAAGAAUAUUUGCGGAAACAGAAAUGAGAUGCCAUCAGAUCCAGUCAUUAUCAUCAUGUAGGACAUUAUCACAUGCUGAUACUGUACUUUAUUAUUUAAAUUAAAUAUAACACAACACAGUGCAUUCAGAAAGUAUUCAGACCCCUUCAUUUUUUUUCACAUU